GUCCCCAUAUUUUCAAGUAUAAGUUCUCGGGCCCUGUAUACCAGACAGAGUGACCCAAAAUGAAUGAUAAAUUGUACACCGAAAAUUAUGCAUCCUACAAACCUCGACAAGGUUUAAAGCAAGCUGCAAACGAGGCUACGUGGUAUUCCUGUUCAAAUUUCUCAUCGAACAGUUCAAACACAUCUCAAGCUACAAAUUUUAUGGAUGCGUCCUUCCAAAACUAUAGUUGUCAGCGGAGCAGCCACAGAUCCGUUUUUGUGCAACAAGAACAGCGUGACGUACUCGUCUGGGAAGAUAGAAUCAUUUCUGAUGUCGAGAAGGCUUUUAAAUCUGAUAAGGCAAUUGAAGUUUUCAAUAAAGACUUGAUUCCCGUGACUUACUGUAACAACGUAGAUUUGAUCACUUCGGAUUUGUGUAAACAAAACGCGAACAAAGAUAUGCGCAGUUUCAAUAAAUUUGGAAACGAGUGGUAUUACGGUCAAGAUAAUUGUAGUGAAAAAAGUUCUUGUGCACGAGAAACACACAGGAAUCAAAGUAUUGAUUACGUGACCGGAAACUGCAGCUACGAUGCUAUGUUUCAUGAAAAUUGUAACUUACAUUGUAGAAUACUAAACAGAAAUGUGGCAAAUGAAGCAAUACCUGAUUAUUACAACUAUUACGAUAACAAACAUGUCGAAAACCAGUCGUUUACUCAAAACAUUCACUGUUUUAAUACAAGUACCACAUCUUUAAUAAAUCCUAUUGACCAACAGACGGAGGGUUCGAACGAAGACAGUGAUAUCGUCGUAGAGGACUCCGAUGAAGAAAUUGUCGAGUACAGCGAGUACCUUGAAAAACAAUCGUAUCCGACAAAUAAAUGUUUAAUCUGUAACAUCGCAUACAAGCCUCUGGGUACACAGUUUUAUUUUUUAAAGGAGAAAAAUCCACUUACCAUGUCCACCCAACGACCGGUCAUCCAAAAACUCGCAAACGUUAUCGGGGAAAUUACUACCACGCGGAAUUAUUUGUGCAGUGAAUGUUUAGGGAAUAUAAACAACAUUGAUCACUUAGAACUGAAGUUGGAGAAACUUAAAUCGGACGUCAUUGUAAAGUUUAAACGAAACUGCAUGGAAAACAAGAUCCAGGAUGGAAAAAGAUCGUGCACUCGGACGUCACGUAUUAAUAAAUGGCCAAAGUACAAAUGUAAAUCGUGCAACAAAAUACUGUGCCUUAGGAAAUACUGUCUUUAUCACAUAAAGAGACACCGAUCUGGAGGUUACCUUUGCGAUUCUUGCGGGAGGAUUUAUUCAAGUAAAAUGAUGUUUUCACUACACCGUCGGCGACAUAAAAAGAAGCUAUGCACGAGCGGUUUCAGUUUUGAUUGUUCAAACUGUGAUAAAACGUUUAGGACAAGGUCCAAUCAAAAAGAGCACGAAAAUUAUUGUAUGAACAUUUUACCGUUCGAAUGCAAACAACACGACUGCGACAAGAAGUUUCCUUCGGCCACAAAACUGAAAAAUCACGUUAGACUUAAACACGAUAAAAAAUUCACCGUUAUUUGCUCCAUAUGCAAUAUCGGUUUUAUCAAAUUGUCCGAUUAUAAGAGCCAUAUGAUCUCGCACAGCGCAGAGAAAAAAUAUCCGUGCCCGAAAUGCGAUAGGAACUACAAAACGUUAAGCAAUUUAAACUUUCACAUGAAAAUCCACCGUAACAGUUUACCGUUUAGCUGCCAAACGUGUAAAAAAGAAUUUAUGAGAAAGGAGUAUUUGGAGGCACAUACAAACAACCACAAGGGAAUAAAAAAUUUCGCUUGUACCAAAUGCGAGAAGAAAUUCGUGUCGCAAAAAAAUUUGGACGCGCACCUGAAAUACCACGACGGGACAGUAAAAAAGAGUAUCUGCAAUAUUUGUGGCAAAACGAUGACGAGCGGGUUCGAAGAACAUUUACGGAUACACAAUAACUUAAAAGAGUUUGAGUGCGGAGACUGUGAUACGAAAUUUAAUACAAAAGGGGCACUUUCUAAGCACGUCAAGAAAAAACAUAAAUAAAAAUAAACGAAAAUUAA
Molecule: messenger RNA, 2044 nt
Organism: Anoplophora glabripennis (Asian longhorned beetle)
Lineage: Eukaryota; Metazoa; Arthropoda; Insecta; Coleoptera; Cerambycidae
Product: zinc finger protein 260-like
Exons: 2
Coding region: 60-2027 (655 amino acids)
Biological process (GO): regulation of transcription by RNA polymerase II
Cellular component (GO): nucleus
Molecular function (GO): DNA-binding transcription factor activity, RNA polymerase II-specific; RNA polymerase II transcription regulatory region sequence-specific DNA binding
Source: RefSeq, a predicted model, not a curated record